UUCCGGAAAUGUUCCUACUCAGAAAGGCUCUCAAACACACGAACUUAUGGAUCGGUGAUAUUUUACGCAAUUCGGCGACAGCCCACCUGCGUCGCUUCUAUGGUUUGAACCCUUGUGAAGCAACUGAAGUAAUGUUGAAGGUUUUAUCAUAUUUAUUAUCAUAUUUAGCAUAUUUUCCGUGACAUUCACUGAAUUUGAAAACAAAAGUCAACACAAUAACAACAUUGGCUCGCUGAGUCGAUAAUCACAUAUCACCACAAUGGGCAAACGUUACUACUGCGAUUAUUGUGACAAGUCGUUUGCAGACAACCCACAGAAUAGAAAAAAGCAUAUGAAAGGCGUACAACACAUGAAAGUUGUAAAAGAUCACUAUGACCAGUUCAAAGACCCUGCCAUUAAGCUCAGAGAAGAAAGUGCAAAGAAACCAUGCAGGAAAUUCCAGAUGAAUGGUCAUUGUUCAUUUGGUUCUCUCUGCAUCUAUGGACAUUUAACACCAGAAGUUAAAGAAGCACUGGAAAGGGAAGUAGAGCAAUUAGAACAGCGUAAAUUACUAAAAAAAGUAGAUGAUGAUGAUGAAGAUAAUGAACCUUCUCUGGAGGACUGGUUGAAAAAGAGGUCAAAGAGAAAGAAAAAUGAAAACUCGACAGAAGAUGAGAGUCCACAUUCUGAAGCUGAUGAAAGUACUGUCACCCUUCCGCUUGAGCUCCAAGGAAUUGCCAAUCUUCCCCCUUCACUGCUGCCACCUCCACCGGGAGGAUAUGAAGUCAAUGAAUUAGCAGAAUGGGGGUGGUGA
Messenger RNA from Saccoglossus kowalevskii, 793 nucleotides. RefSeq names its product zinc finger matrin-type protein 5-like. Gene Ontology annotation, cellular component: U12-type spliceosomal complex. Gene Ontology annotation, molecular function: nucleic acid binding; zinc ion binding. Lineage: Eukaryota; Metazoa; Hemichordata; Enteropneusta; Harrimaniidae. The record is from RefSeq and is a predicted model, not a curated record.